Zea mays is the source of this 1626-nucleotide messenger RNA. Its product is annotated as ATP-citrate synthase. The coding region runs from base 198 to 1466 and encodes 422 amino acids. The transcript is spliced from 11 exons. Gene Ontology annotation, molecular function: succinate-CoA ligase (ADP-forming) activity. Gene Ontology annotation, biological process: succinyl-CoA metabolic process; tricarboxylic acid cycle. The record is from RefSeq and is marked provisional. Lineage: Eukaryota; Viridiplantae; Streptophyta; Magnoliopsida; Poales; Poaceae. Gene Ontology annotation, cellular component: succinate-CoA ligase complex.
GGUCGCGGCUGCCCGCCGCUUUUCCCUUCUUCCGUUGCGGCCUCGCUAUAAAAACCGUCCGUCCAGUCCGCGCCGCGGCCGCGCACGGCGAACCCGAAUCCCGAGCACAGGCCGCCGCUCGCUCGCUCGCUGCAGCUACGCACGCACGCGCCUGCUCCUCCCCUUAGCUUCCACAAGGCUCGACUCGGCCGGCGGCGAUGGCGCGGAAGAAGAUCCGGGAGUACGACUCCAAGCGCCUCCUCCGGGAGCACCUCAAGCGCCUCGCCGGCAUCGACCUCCAGAUCCUCUCCGCGCAGGUCACACAGUCAACGGAUUUCACUGAGCUUGCAAACCAGGAGCCGUGGCUCUCAUCUAUGAAGUUGGUUGUGAAACCUGACAUGCUCUUUGGGAAACGUGGGAAGAGUGGGCUUGUGGCCCUCAACCUAGAUCUUGCCCAAGUUCGCCAAUUUGUCAAGGAGCGGUUGGGAGUUGAGGUCGAGAUGGGUGGCUGCAAAGCUCCAAUUACAACCUUCAUAGUUGAACCAUUUGUGCCACAUGACCAAGAGUACUACCUUUCGAUUGUAUCUGAAAGGCUUGGCAACACCAUUAGUUUCUCAGAAUGUGGAGGUAUUGAGAUCGAGGAGAACUGGGACAAGGUUAAGACUAUCUUUCUUCCCACAGAGAAGCAAAUGACACCUGACGCAUGUGCUCCAUUGAUUGCCACCCUGCCAUUGGAGGUCCGCACAAAGAUAGGUGGUUUCAUUAGAGCUGUAUUUUCUGUUUUCCAAGACUUGGAUUUCUCAUUUCUUGAGAUGAACCCAUUCACCUUGGUAAAUGGUGAACCGUAUCCUCUGGAUAUGAGAGGAGAACUAGAUGACACAGCUGCUUUCAAAAACUUCAAUAAGUGGGGCAAUAUUGUGUUUCCCCUACCAUUUGGAAGAGUUCUCAGUCCCUCCGAAAGUUUUAUCCAUGAACUGGAUGAGAAGACAAGUGCUUCUCUGAAAUUCACGGUACUGAACCCAAAAGGACGCAUCUGGACAAUGGUUGCAGGUGGUGGUGCUAGUGUCAUAUACGCAGACACUGUUGGUGAUUUGGGAUAUGCUUCGGAGCUAGGAAAUUAUGCAGAGUACAGUGGAGCUCCCAAGGAGGAGGAGGUUCUGCAGUAUGCUAGAGUGCUUUUGGAUUGCGCUACCUCUGAUCCUGAUGGCCGUAAGAGAGCCCUUCUAAUCGGAGGAGGAAUCGCUAACUUCACAGAUGUUGCUUCUACAUUUAGUGGCAUCAUUCGGGCUUUAAGAGAGAAGGAGUCCAAAUUAAAGGCUGCAAGGAUGAACAUUUAUGUCCGGAGAGGUGGUCCGAACUACCAAACUGGACUCGCCAAAAUGCGCACCCUAGGCGCCGAACUUGGCGUUCCAAUUGAGGUCUAUGGACCAGAGGCGACCAUGACUGGGAUCUGCAAAGAAGCCAUUGAUUGCAUCAUGGCCGCGUAAAUCACAAAUGUGGUUGUUCCAUUUGAAGUCACAUCCGUUUUGUACUAGACGUUCCUUGUACGUGAUUGCUCUGGUAAAACAGAGAACGAUCAUUGUCAUGAGUAAACUCGGCCUUUGUAACACAGUUACGCAAGUAAUAAUUAAGAUCUUGGUUUGGUGC